AUGCUUGUGGGCUGGUCGACGUUUCAGAGCCAGUUUAUGCUUGUUACCAAUGUAAUUACAUGGUCCAUCAGAGCUGCAUCUCCUUACCACGCGUUAUCAACAUUACACGUCAUCCCCAUCGACUCUCUUACACACCGUACCUACCACAAGAUACUUCACCAUGUCGGAUAUGCUACAAGACGGAGCGAGCUUGAAUGGGAACCGGAAGAGACCAUCAAGAAUGAAGAUAUUGAGCCGUUCCAAAAAGUUGGUGUGGAUUUGAUUAAGUAUUUUUGUCAUGAACACAAUCUAAAGCUCCACAAGUAUGAUAGGGUUAGAGAUUCAGAUAAGCAGUGUCAGGCUUGCAUCUUCUUUAUUGACUCUCGUGAUUUCUACACUUGUACGCAAUGCGAUGAUUUCGUUCUCCAUGAAGUAUGUGCCAAUCUUCCUCGGAAACUAGAGCAUGCAUCGCAUCACCACCCUCUUUUCCUAAAUCCAUAUCCACUAAAAGACGAGUACAAGAGACGUUGUUCGACUUGUUCCCAACAGUUUAGCGGUUUUCAGUAUAAAUGCUCUAGACAUGAUUGCCACAAUGGGAAUUUCAAGGUCGAUAUCCGAUGCGUUUUGGUUCCCGAUUGUUUCACUCAUAAAUGUCAUGAACAUCCACUAUUCAUCAACACAUGCUUUAGGAAUGAGGUGUGCUACAAACAUGAUGAACAUCCUCUCUUUCUUUGCUAUGGAGAAGACGUGGAUGAUGACAUGUAUUGGUGCGAGACUUGUGAGAAGAGAAUAGACUCUAAGAAAUGGUUCUACACAUGCACACAGUGCUGCGUUACCAUCCACACUGGAUGCAUAUUGGGCUCAUCUAGUUAUAUGAAGUAUGGCUAUACAUUCCUUGAUGGUCUAAGAGUCUGGAAGUUGUUCGUAAUAGUAGUAACACUCGACCGAUUUGCCGUAAGUGUGACAAACGUUGCCCUGAUGCCGUGUACUACAAGCUGA
This is a messenger RNA of Microthlaspi erraticum, 978 nucleotides long. The record is from the annotation of a GenBank genome assembly. Lineage: Eukaryota; Viridiplantae; Streptophyta; Magnoliopsida; Brassicales; Brassicaceae.